CCCCUGCUCUCAAGGCUGAAUUUGUAGCCAGGAUGGCGUUGAUACACAGCGUAACAUUGACUUGCCUCCUUUCGCUUAUCUACUACAUUGCAGCUCAAAACGAUACCAGCAGCACCGCAGCCACGGGAGGGACAAAUGCCACAGAAUCGACUCCUGUGAUGUCCAGCUCAUCAUCUAGUUCCAUUACAGCAGCGAAACCGCAGACAACUGAACACAUAUUAACUUCAAACCCAAGUACAGUUGACAAGAGCACUACCUCAGCACCUAUUUCUGCCUCUGAGGUAACUGUCAUGGCAACCAUUGCUCCAGUUUCUGAUACAAGUCUUUCAGCAAGUACCCCAUAUAUUUCAGUGACUAGUGCAAAAUCAUCUUCAACUGAGGGAGAAACAAAAACAACUGAAGUGCAAACCUCUUCCUCAAAUGCAACACUUGAUACCACGCAUUCCCCAGUUAGCAUGACAGUUCCAACAGCAGGGGCUUCAACUCUUCAAACGGUAGCCACAACUGAGAUGCCAACAAAGACAACGGUAAAUACCACCCAAACUUCAACCCCAGAACACAUGACCAACGCUACCAUACCUCAUAAUGCAUCAACCAGCAUACCAGCCACAAGUGGGAAAAUUAAUGUUACUGUGUCAACAGGCUUUUCCACAACUAAAAAAUCUACUUGGGCUCCAGUGAAUAUUACGUCAGCCAACACAUCUGCAAACAGUGAAGCCAGCACAAAUGCUACAGUGCCAGCAACUGCUACCGUAUCAAUGAAUGCGACAAUGCCAAAGAAUACCACAAGUGUGACAAUGACUCAGAGUACAGAACUUUCCAAUUCUACUUGGUCCACAACACAGCCUCCAAAGACCAUGACUCCACAGCCUGCAGAUCAUUGCAAAAAUGCAGUCUGUCCUCCUAGCAGUACUUGUGUGAAUCUAUUUCAGUCGUAUAAGUGUCAAUGCUCCCCUGGACUCUUUGAGAAAGAAAAUAGCUGUGUGCCAGCGAGAAUCUUCCCAGGAAUCUUGCACUUAACAAAUAUCACUUUUAUGGAUGCCAUGAAAGAAACAAACACAAAGGCAUUUUCUGACACAGCAAAAGAAAUAGCGAAAGAGAUGGAGGGUCUUUUUAAAGAUGACAGUUCCUUCUACAAAUCUGUUGUUCGGAAGCUUGGAAAAGGAAGUGUUAAUGCCUUUUUAGACAAUAUUUUUGCACUUUCUUCCAAUGCAACAGAGAAAUCUGUCACCACACGCAUCCAAGAGGGUAUCAAAACUUGUACAUCCUGUAAACUAAUAUCGCCUUCAGACUCUUAUACUGGCCAAAGCAUAUGCAGCCUGAACCCUUGCGAUAACACCACCUCACAAUGUAAUGCAAACAAUGGGAUUGCUAUCUGCAAAUGUCUGCCGGGCUACUUCAAGUUUGUUGCUUCUGAUCGAAGCUGCAAAGCAUGUCUAAGUGGAUUUAAGCUUGAAAAUGGAACAUGUGUGAAGUGUCCAUUUGGUUAUGGAGGAUUUAACUGUGAUAAACCAUAUUUACUGGCACUUGUGGUGAUCUCCUGUGUGUUGGGUGGUAUCCUCCUCCUCUUGUUGUUGGCCCUAAUUGCAACCUGUCUCAGGUCCAAGAGUGGUUCGUGCAGUUCCUCAUCUGGUUCUCACGAUUAUGUCAUGUGGCCCAAAUCCGAGAUGCCAAAGAUUCCUCGUGCUACUAUGCACUGGGAUGGCAAUCAGCUUGAAAUGCAAGAGAAUGGAAGCACCAGCAGUUUAAACGAUAUCCAUCGGGAUGCUGGGAGAGCACCUGACAAAAAUGAUGACCUGAAGACCUUUAAAGGGAAGCAACAGUCCCGGUACACCUAUCUUUGCCAGGGUCAAGAGAAUCCAUACUAUGUCAGUGAUGAGAAAAAGCCUGAAUAUUUGUAAAUGGAACGGGAUUGAUUUUUAGAGGGUGAAGCAGAUAUUCUUUCAACUAUUGAUAAUGUUUGUGCUUCUGUGCAUGUUGCAUAGCAAGCUUAAGGGGUGGGGAAGGGGAAGAAAAAGGUGGAAUUUUGUAAAUUUUUUAAACCACGUUCUUGGGACAUGUAUCUGUAGUGAGGCAACUAUGAAACAAAAAUCUUCAAUUUAGUAUCUACAAAUCAAGAAUCGAAUUUUCCUGGCCAUUAAAAUGUCAGACGAGGGACUUACAACUUCCAGCAUUAACCUAUUGGAACUUCACCUUUGCCUCUCUCUCUCUAACACCAUAACAAAACACAUUAUUCUUCCAAAUAUAACCAUGCAAAGCCAAGGAGAGCACAUAGACUUAAUGGGGAGGGUGGGAAUGGCAGGGUAGCAUUGGAGGUAGUGGGGUAGGGUGUGGUAGUAGUAGUUGACUGGUUAGCGCCCAGAGGUUUUUCUUUGUAAUGAGGUGUUGAAAAUAAAUUGUAGGAUUUUUCUUCUGUUUUUACCAACUGUUUCAGUACAUUAUCUCCAAACCAUAAUACCACAUGUAAAGGUCCCUCCUUCACCAGCUAACUGUUACAUCGUGCUGAACACAAUAUUAUAGAUGGUUGCAGUAGGAGGACGUUGUUCAUUGAUGGUCAGGAGUCUACAGCUGAUUGUUGCAUCCAAGAGUUCUUUCUAAAUCUAGUAUAAAAUUAACAAGUUUCAAGUUUGCUUUUCACAUCUCAGCAUCCCUUUUAGUGGCUGCAAAAUUACAGCAUUUUAACUUUUAUUUGAAUGUAUUUAAACUGGUUGCUCAGUCACACCACUAAGUGUUCCCUCUUUAGAAUGGCAUAGUUGUAUAAUUUCCAUUGAGUUCUCAUGAAUAUUCAAUGACCAGCUCUUUUAUAUUGUGCUGCUGUUUUUGUUUGGGCUGGAAUACACAAAGGAAUGUGGUGGGACUUUCCUUUCAAAUUUUAAGAAAAAAAAAUCAUUUUAAACCUAGCAAAGUAAAGGAAAAUUAAAGCAAAUCUUCUAAUUUAUGAUUAAAAUGUUGGUUAGUGUGUUAUAGGAAUUGACUAUUUGUGACUUGAAAUACCAGAAGGAGGAGAGUCUGAAAUGGCAUGCCGACAACUACCAGCCAACUGAAGAGGACACAUUUCCACCUUAAAAUGUUUUUUAAAAACAUUGCACAUUUUACUGAUCGAAUAUGUGGAUGUAAAUUGUAAAUACACUGGGGAGAUAGCUAUACUCCAAGAUGUAUAUUUAGUCUUGUUUUUGGUUUUAAUCUUUUUUGAAUUCCUCGGUAUUUUUUGAUUUUUAGGUUCUUCAAUAUUUUUCUUCAAUGAAGACUUUCCAUGUUUGGCAAUCUAAGCAUAAAUAAUUUUGCCAAGCAAAAAGUGGUGGUAUUAAGCUUUGCAAAUAAAUUAGACAGUCCUUCUGAUUCUUUUUUCCUCAAAAAGACUUUUGUUAAGUUUGAUUUUUAAUAUGCUGAAAAAUUAUUGUAAACACUAGCUUGUGUUCUGAGAAAUGCGAAUCAUUAAUUAUUAUCCAGUAAUAAUUAAUUUGCCUCGUCCUAAAAGCUACUUUAUUUUUGCACUCUGGGUCUUGGACUGACAGGACUAACUCUACUGCUUGCCAUGAUUAAUAUUUGUAAUGUGUGGUUUCCCCAUAAACUGGCUGCACCAUAGAAACACUUGUAGAUUGACCAUGACAUUUUGGCUAGCGUGCAUGUAUGAACUAAAUGAUCUCAUGACCAAGAAUAGUGAUGUGCGCACACACACUGACUUCAUGCUGCAUAGUUACUGCUGGGGCAGCAACUUUAUGGGCCCACAGAGACUGACUGCAACCAAGCAGAUUUUUAAGAUUGACCUUACAGGCUGCCAGACUUUCUUUGGUUGAUUUAGUUUAAUAUAGCAACCGGCUGCAUAAGGCUUGAGUUACAGUAACUGGUAGCUCAAGACCAGAGUAAAAUAUUAUCUCUGAAUAGCUGUUUGGUGGAAUUUAGGGUUUUGGGCACUUUUCUAUUUCUUUUCUCUCUGACCUUUGUUAAAGGAUAUUAAACAAAUGAGAAGCACUAGUAGCACUUGACUGCUCAAUGGUAGGAGAUGUUGUGACAAAGUGUUAUUGAACAGUGAAGCUCAAUAACCUUUUCCAGUUUUCAUUCUAUAGGAAAUAACUCCAAAGAUUAGAAAAGUAAAGCACACAAACAAUGGUUUGUCCUUGGGAACUUUAGAUUCCAAAUCCAAAUGUUGGCAUCUCCUAUUGUUGAUGAAUGGAUGUAGACCAAGUUCCUGCAGAGCUUUCCUCAAAACAAUGGUUCUUUCCUUACAAUAUUCAAUUUAAGUGUCUUAAAUAAUUGAAUAAUGUAAACUUCAAAGCAUGUUUGUUGAAAUACUUAAGCUUGUGCAUGUAUAAAAUUUUUGUUUCUACGUCAAAAUGGAACAGCCUAUAAAUAAAGAUGUGACUAUUUUUCCCCUUAUAUAAAUGAUAUAUUUUUGCAAUACAAAGAAUGACUAUCAGAAAUGGAAAUGAAUUUACUGAACUGAAAUGUACUCCAGCUUUCACUGCACGAGCAGAUUGUAUCUAAUCUGUUUUGAGUUUUAGUUAGGAUUUAUGUUUUUCCUUUAUGUGGAAGUUAGGUUUUGUCUUGUCUCUCCUUUUCUACUUAGCCUCAUUCUGCUUUGCACUUUGCCUUCUGUUCUGCCGAUAAACAGACUUUGUAUAUUAUUGUUUGCCAAGGAUAAGAACUAACUGCUUCAUGAGGUGGGAGUAUUCAGUGGGAAAUUGGAAGUAGCCAACAACUGAGGCAUAGAGCAAUUACUAAGGCUACAUUAGAGCACAAAAUUUUUUUUAUGGAUGUAGUUAUUAUGGUUCAUGGGGUCUGAAUGCUGUAUAGAUUUCUUUUGACUCCCAUUGAAAGACUUGCAACUGUGCUAGGUUGCAUUGUUUGAAUUUAGUUUUGGGGGGAAAGUGUAGAGGGAAAGGAGAGGACACCAUUUAGGCUCUGAUCAAUAUUGAAUAUUUAUAGGUAGGAGACUGGUUUGAGCUUUGUACUAUGCUUUCCAAUUUGGAGAUCACCUCUGCACAAAAUAGAACCAAACUUUAAACAAAGAACCCUUCAGAGAUGGCGUAGUUUCUACACUAAUUUUAAAAACAUAUGUAAGGGAGACACUUCCAUGUACCCAAUGAACCUGCUUCAUGGCUGUCACUUGUGUCUAUGUUCUAUUACGUUUCAGUAAAUGUGUAAUGGAAAAUGUACUUCCUCGAGCUUAAAUAUUUCCAUUGCUCAAAAGGAAUUUAAUUUGCUGCUCUUGCAUGGAAUAAAAAUGGCCAAAGUUGCAUUCUCAAUUUGGAUUGAUGGUUUUGCUUGUACCUUUUAUUUUGUACAUUGUAGUUUUGUGGAACAUAUAAAAGAAUUUCAUGCCAAAUAGGAGUAAAAUUAUGAGAAUUUCAAGUAACUUUGUUAAAAUCACAAGUAUUAUAAUACAGAUAUGUUUUUCUAUUGAUCACCAUCGUACAACUUAAAAAUGUUUAAAUUUAAAUAAAGAAAAAAUCUUUCCA
Rhincodon typus (whale shark) is the source of this 5459-nucleotide messenger RNA. It is a transcript of the gene muc13b, whose product is annotated as mucin 13b, cell surface associated. The transcript is spliced from 12 exons. Lineage: Eukaryota; Metazoa; Chordata; Chondrichthyes; Orectolobiformes; Rhincodontidae. Bases 33 to 1901 code for a protein of 622 amino acids. The record is from RefSeq and is a predicted model, not a curated record.